AUGUCAAAUAAACGCCAUAGGUUUGUAGUGGGUGUGGACUUUGGCACGACCUACUCUGGGCUAGCAUAUAUUCACACAUCAAACCCCGACUACAGGGGUAUAGAGGUGAUCACCAGCUGGCCAGGUCGGGGAAACACCAACUAUGACAAAGUCCCCACCGAAAUUAGCUAUUCAAACAACGGCACAACUUGGGGCUAUGAUAUUCCCGCGGGCGAGCUCCGCCAUGGUUACUUUAAGCUUGCCCUAGAUGCGAACGCCGCAGCAACAAAGUACGACAACCCCCGACUGGCCGCAUCGAACCCCCAAUCCAUGGAACGCUCGUACGCAAACAUUCCGUUGCCCGCAGGAAAGACUGCAGUAGAAACCACGACGGAUUACCUCAAACUGUUGUACACGCAUCUUAUGAAGACACUGAGCGAAAGAGACAUCCAUACACUGGAUAAUACGCCGGUUCAAUUCGUUUUGACGACGCCGGCAAUAUGGAGUCACGAGGCGCAGAACGCAACCUGUCAAGCAGCGAGGGAUGCUGGAUUUACAUCGAGAGCUGGGGAUACAUUGACAAUGGUUUCAGAACCUGAAGCUGCGGCAUCCUAUUGUCUUAAGGAGAUUUACCACGAACGCUCUGAUACCUGUAGCCCUCUCGAGCCAGGUGAGCGAGUCGUUAUUUGCGAUGCCGGGGGCGGGACAGUGGAUUUGAUAACCUACACGGUUGAGAAGGUGCGUCCUAAAUUAAGCUUAUACGAAGCCGCUAUAGGUUCUGGUGGGAAAUGUGGGUCGGUUGCGGUAGACAGAGCGUUCCUUAGCCUUUUAGAAUCCCGCAUUGGACCCAUAUUUAGGGGGUGGGCCGCUCGAAAGACUGCGCCACAGAGCUCCCUUAUGACUACAUUCGACAUGGCAAAGAAAGGGUUUGGAACGACGGCUCGUACAGACUUCUGGCGGAUCCCCGUUGGGUAUGUGAGAGAUGAUCCCGAAAAUGGGAUUGUGGAUGGAGAAUUGAGAUUGACGGUGGCCGAUAUGAAGAGCUUGUUCGAUCCGAUCGUCGAGCAGGCAAUCUCCCUAUUAGAUCAGCAGGUCCGGGAUUCUAACAGAUUGGAUCCUACAAAUAAAAUAUCUACAAUCUUCCUGGUUGGCGGCUUCGGCGAAUCUGGGUAUCUCUUUAAACAAGUGCAGGCUUGGGCCAAGCGACAGUCCUACAACAUCCGAGUCAUCAAUCCCACCUUUUGCUGGUCUGCUGUGGUCCGGGGCGCAGUUCUCCAUGGCCUCGAGGGCAUAGUCCAUACACGGAAGCUGAAGCAACAUUACGGCGUAAUAAUAGCCAAAAGAUUUGAAGCGGGUGUACACGACGAAGAAGAUUCCUUCGUAGAUCCUUAUUACGGGACAAAAUACAGCCGGGAUAACGUUGAGUGGCUAGCAACAAAGGGCGAUGAUGCCAGCGAUGAAAAAGUAAUUUCGAUACCCUGCGGGGUCUCCUUCCGCCCGGGUGAUGGACAGAGGGUAAAACUCUCCCUCGUAGGAUGCAAAUUUGACAGUCCGCCUCUGAGUGCUAAGCACUGGAUGGUGGAUACGUUGGGGACGGUCACCUGUGACGUGACUACGAUGCCACCGUCAGCGUUCCAAGUCAGGAAAUCCGUAUUAUUAUUUUUCUUUCAAGACCCGGUUUCGAGGGCCAGUUUCAGUGUCGACAUGAAGGUUGGGUCAGCCGAUUUGGAGCUGGACUUGGUGUAUGAUGGGAAGUCGUAUGGGAAAGCAACGAUUGAAUAUUAGAGUCCUUGUGGAGAUAUAUGUGGUAUUGGUUGUGAAGCCAAUACCGGAUGUUUUUUGGGUAUGAAUGCGCGCCGAGCUGCGUUUAGGACUCUUGAUACUGAGUGGUAAUCGGUGUACUAGCGUGGUGUGCUGGAAGAUAUAAUUUAUUAGAUUCU
This is a messenger RNA of Tuber melanosporum (Perigord truffle), 1919 nucleotides long. RefSeq lists its product as uncharacterized. Bases 1 to 1764 code for a protein of 587 amino acids. Gene Ontology annotation, molecular function: ATP-dependent protein folding chaperone; ATP binding. Lineage: Eukaryota; Fungi; Ascomycota; Pezizomycetes; Pezizales; Tuberaceae. The record is from RefSeq and is a predicted model, not a curated record. The transcript is spliced from 10 exons.